Molecule: messenger RNA, 285 nt
Organism: Protopolystoma xenopodis
Lineage: Eukaryota; Metazoa; Platyhelminthes; Monogenea; Polystomatidea; Polystomatidae
Source: the annotation of a GenBank genome assembly
AUGUACGUCUUUGGUGGACUUCCGCUCUUCUACCUCGAACUGGCACUGGGUCAGUUCCAACGCAACGGUUGCAUCACAGUCUGGCGAAGAAUAUGUCCCAUGUUUGGAGGUGAGUUGCUGUCUGGGGGGAGCAUUGAAAGACGUUACUUUCUGAAUUAUGCCCAUUUUUCAGCCAACCAGAAACUGAAAGAUUCUUUUAGCCUUCAUUUGGUUGGAAAAGCAUCACCAAAAACACACAUCACUAAGGCCGAAAAGCAUCAUUGUCAAAAAUAUAUACCAACAUAA